This is a messenger RNA of Zingiber officinale, 1056 nucleotides long. RefSeq names its product DNA-directed RNA polymerase II subunit RPB7. Gene Ontology annotation, molecular function: single-stranded DNA binding; translation initiation factor binding; single-stranded RNA binding. The transcript is spliced from 7 exons. Bases 255 to 788 code for a protein of 177 amino acids. Gene Ontology annotation, cellular component: P-body; RNA polymerase II, core complex. The record is from RefSeq and is a predicted model, not a curated record. Lineage: Eukaryota; Viridiplantae; Streptophyta; Magnoliopsida; Zingiberales; Zingiberaceae. Gene Ontology annotation, biological process: positive regulation of nuclear-transcribed mRNA poly(A) tail shortening; DNA-templated transcription; transcription initiation at RNA polymerase II promoter.
GGGUUUCAAUCAAUUCCCCCUAAGCUUUAUUCCUACGCCGCCUUCCUCUCAUCGCCCGCUCGUCGUCUCUGCCAUAGCCACCAAACCGCUUCUUCGGCCACUGCCGUGAGCUGUCAACGGAGAAGAAGCCACCGCCGCCGUGAGCUGUCGCCGGAGAAGACGCUUCCUCUGUUGUGAGCUGUCGCGGGAGAAAACGCUGCCGUGAUAAUUCGCGUGACAAACCUGAGAAUCAAGGGAAAGAGAUAACGUGAAGAAUGUUUUUUCACAUAACACUUGAGCGGAACAUGCAACUUCACCCACGCCACUUUGGUCCCCACCUCCGCGACAAGCUUGUUGCCAAGCUCAUGAAGGACGUAGAGGGCACAUGCAGUGGACGCCAUGGAUUUGUGGUGGCCAUUACAGGAGUAGAGGAUAUAGGGAAGGGACUCAUCCGUGAAGGAACUGGCUUCGUGACCUUUCCUGUUAAGUAUCAGGCAGUUGUCUUUCGCCCCUUCAAGGGUGAGAUCCUCGAGGCCGUGGUCACCAUGGUCAAUAAGAUGGGCUUCUUUGCUGAAGCAGGUCCUGUGCAGAUCUUCGUAUCAAAUCAUUUGAUUCCUGACGAUAUGGAGUUCCAAUCUGGAGAUAUGCCAAACUACACAACUUCUGAUGGAUCGGUCAAAAUUCAGAAAGACAGUGAAGUGCGGCUAAAGAUCAUUGGUACUCGUGUGGAUGCCACAGAAAUUUUCUGCAUCGGCACUAUCAAAGAUGAUUUCUUGGGUGUCAUCAAUGAUCCUGGCGUCACUGCUUAGUGAAUCAAACACAAAAUAUUUAACAUCAAAGGAGUGGUGUUGAUGUUCUUCCUGAAAGCUGUGUGGCGCAAAUGUGAAUGACUUUAGCCAACUUUUCUUUGAAUUGUCACACUAAGUGUCUUUGAAUUGUUUGGCUAUCACUUUUAUUUAUAGUAGUUCUUAUGGUGCACUACUGUAAUUGAGUGGUUGUUAGUCGAAGAGGACAAUUAACUGUUAAAAUGUACACUAGAAAGUUGCUUAAUAUUAUGCUUUAAUGUUUAAGAUCUCA